AUGUCAAGAAAUACUGAAAAGGCGCAAUCUUCUUUGAAUAGAUUCCAAGCAUUGAAAAAUAAAGAGGCUGGUGUGCUUGAAAGUAAUCCAAAUUUCCGACCUAAAUAUGUUCAGUCUGUUGACUCUUUACCUCAAGCAGAAAAAUGGAGAUCAACAAUAAUAGGUGAAAUAUCGGUGAAGCUAACGAAAAUUCAAGAUCCAGCAUUAAAUGAAUACCAAAUAAGGGAUAUUAAUGAUUCGUUGAAUAAAUUAUUCAACGAAAAGAGAUCUUGGGAAUAUCAUAUUAAGAAUCUUGGAGGUGCAGAUUACAUGCAUUUUAAUAAAGAUUUCAAUAAUGCAGGGAAAUUAAGUCAGCUUGAUUCACUGGGAAGUCAUAUAAAGGGCUACCGAUACUUUGGUAGGGCUAAAGAGCUACCGGAUGUAAAGGAGGUACUCAUGUUGCAACAGAAGAAAGGCCACGCCAAUAAAUCGAAACAUGCCAAAGAAUUGGAGCAAAACAGAUUAUUGAACGAACAAGACCAAAGAAUAAAGGCGGAUUAUUACGGGGUCUAUGACGAAAUUAAUGAUGGCAAUGACGACAUAAUUGCCAGUAAUGAAAGAGAUAUUAUAAAUCAAGUAAAUGAAGUGUUAGGAGAUGAAAUAAUAAAGCCAGUAGAUGACAUAAAUGAAUAUUAUGUCGCUCAUAAGGCACAAGGGGUAGAUAAUCUCAUUGAGUUUGAGAAGAAUAGGGGCAAAAAGCUCUUUAGAAAAUUCAAGAAUAACCAACACAAUGACGAAGCGGACUCUAACGUUAUAACCAAUUUUGAAAAGGAAGUACCUACAUCUGAUGAAGUCACGAAAUGGAUUGUUAAUAAAAAGAGAGCGGAACUAAUCGCACGAUUAGGAAUUAAUAAAUAA
This is a messenger RNA of Debaryomyces hansenii CBS767, 897 nucleotides long. RefSeq names its product Isy1p (gene ISY1). Gene Ontology annotation, cellular component: post-spliceosomal complex; post-mRNA release spliceosomal complex; Prp19 complex. Lineage: Eukaryota; Fungi; Ascomycota; Pichiomycetes; Serinales; Debaryomycetaceae. Gene Ontology annotation, biological process: mRNA 3'-splice site recognition; generation of catalytic spliceosome for second transesterification step. The coding region runs from base 1 to 897 and encodes 298 amino acids. The record is from RefSeq and is a predicted model, not a curated record. The transcript has a single exon.